Molecule: messenger RNA, 1148 nt
Organism: Physcomitrium patens
Lineage: Eukaryota; Viridiplantae; Streptophyta; Bryopsida; Funariales; Funariaceae
Product: peptidyl-prolyl cis-trans isomerase CYP22
Biological process (GO): protein folding; protein peptidyl-prolyl isomerization
Cellular component (GO): cytoplasm; intracellular membrane-bounded organelle
Molecular function (GO): peptidyl-prolyl cis-trans isomerase activity; cyclosporin A binding
Source: RefSeq, a predicted model, not a curated record
AGGCCAAGCUCCGCGACCCUGAUAAACAACAACCACGUUGUGAUUGCUGGGUUGUAGCGGGGAGAUCCGCGCAAGCCUCUGGGUUUUGGGUUGGAUCUGCAAAAUAUCAUCGCUGCUUGCUCAAGCAUAGAAAAGGAAAAGGAGCAUGGGAAUGAGGCUGAACGUGUACACGGACUGCGCGAUACUCGACAACAUCGAAAUCAAGCGUUAGAGAAGGGAAGGGCUACUCACCAACCCAGUUAAUUGAUAGAUUGUGUGUGCUUUGCCGGGAGAGGAGCGAGGAAAGGAAGAGCGGACAUGGCGGCACCAGCAGCAGCAGCGGGAGGAGGAGGAGCAGCUGCAGUGGAAUGGCACUUGAGACCGCCCAAUGCCAAAAACCCUAUAGUAUUUUUCGAUGUGACAAUUGGUAGCCUGCCUGCUGGUCGCAUUAAGAUGGAGCUCUUCGCUGACAUUGUGCCCAAAACCGCAGAGAAUUUUAGGCAAUUUUGCACUGGGGAAUUCAGGAAGGGUAAUAAUCCCAUUGGGUUCAAAACAUCCACUUUCCAUCGUGUUAUUAAGGAUUUCAUGAUCCAAGGAGGUGACUUCGUGAAGGGAGAUGGAAGUGGCUGCACCAGUAUCUAUGGAAGUAAAUUUGACGAUGAGAACUUUAUCGCUAAGCACACCGGUCCAGGGCUGCUUUCUAUGGCUAAUAGCGGACCAAAUACAAAUGGAUGUCAGUUCUUCAUCACAUGUGCCAAGUGCGACUGGCUGGACAACAAACACGUUGUUUUCGGGCGCGUGCUUGGGGAAGGCUUGCUGGUCGUGAGGAAAUUGGAGAAUGUGCAAACAGGGCAAAACAACCGGCCCAAGCUUGCUUGCACUAUCGCCGAAUGUGGUGAAAUGUAAAGUGUUACUUUGAUCAAGGAAAAGCUUUACGCAUCCUCUGUUAAGCACUUUUUGGCCUGAAUCCGAGGAACAAUCUUGAAAGCAAUAUGUUGGAACCACUAUUAUGCUCAGGUGAAAUCAGCUGUAUAUGUGGUCAUUGCGUAUCUUAAUCUUAGUGAAAGUGAACUGAAGUUUGUGCUGCUAUUUGUGCCAAUGUUUAAAUGGCUUUAGCUAUUUUUUGUGCUACUAUUGAGUUAACUAUGGCUGUCUCUGAAUUUGUUUUA